Messenger RNA from Chenopodium quinoa (quinoa), 807 nucleotides. RefSeq lists its product as uncharacterized. The record is from RefSeq and is a predicted model, not a curated record. The coding region runs from base 1 to 807 and encodes 268 amino acids. Gene Ontology annotation, molecular function: zinc ion binding; nucleic acid binding. The transcript has 2 exons. Lineage: Eukaryota; Viridiplantae; Streptophyta; Magnoliopsida; Caryophyllales; Amaranthaceae.
AUGGUCGACCCAGGAACAAAAUCUCUUUUGGAGUAUGGUAUUCCGGAUACAACAACCGGAUUCCUCUCUAGUAUUGUUAGACCACCUGUCACCGCUCUGAGCUUUGAAUUGAAGCCCCGGUUCAUACAAUUCAUCUCUAGUGAUUCUUUUGCGGGCUCACCGAACGAUUGCCCUGUGACUCACAUAGACAUUUUCAUGGAGAAAUGUGACACUAUGAAGCUCAAUGGUGUCACUGAUGAUGCUAUUAGACUACGCCUUUUCCCUUUUUCACUACGGGAUAGAGAAAGGGAGUGGUUACGAGAUGAAGGGAGAAGGUUUAAGCGAUUGCAGAGACAAUGCCCUCACCAUGGUAUUCCAGAAUGGAUUUUGAUCCAAACAUUCUAUAAUGGUUUAACCCAUGAGUUUCUCAUAUACAUUGAUGCUGCGUUUGGAGGUUCUAUCAUGACGAAAAAUCCAACCGAUGCGAAGGAUUUGAUUGAGAAGAUGGCGGCUAAUGAUAAUUACCAUCCAAGGGGACGAAAUGCUAUCAACACAGGUAAUAAACAUGAUGUUGAUGCUCUAACCAUGUUGACUAGUUUUGUGCAGGCACUAACUCAUAAAGUCAAUCAACUCCAAGCUGAGUCCCCUCAACCCUCGAUGGAAACUUGUCAGAUGUGUGGAUUGCAAGGCCAUACUGCGCGUGAGUGUCAGCCCAAUUAUGAUGGAAUGACGAUUGAGCAAGAUAAUGCUUUCUAUACCACGACCUCCACAAGGUCAGUUGAUGAAGGGUGGAGAAAUCAUCAAGGGUUCUCAUACAAGAACACUUAA